AAAAAAAGUGUUAAUAAAUUGGGAAUAAAACUUUUGGAUUUACCGUCUUAAAACAAUUAUGAAUUUUUUGCAUUUAACCAUAAGUAAGGCCAUGAAAUAAAUAAGACAAUGUCAUUACCGGUGAAGGAUAAUUCAACGUUGAAUAACGAUUGCUCGGAAUGGUGGUGCGGUGAAACCAGUGCUUUGAUAAUUCUAGAAGUGAUUGUUUUAAUCCUGUGUAUUCUUGGAAGUUUUGGAAAUAUCUUAACACUUCUAGCUAUCAUUCUUUCAAGCCUUCGUUACAAUAUUAAUUGUAUAUUAAUAGGAAGUUUAAGUUUAGCAGGAUUUUUGUACUGUUCCUUUAUACUCGGCAUGCAGGCAGUGAUUUUUCACCGUCAUUCCCAAAGAGUGUCUGACGUAUUUUGUUCGGCGGCGGGAGGAAUUCGUUACACAUUGGUCGGAGUCAUCAUGGUACAUUUAUGUGUAAUUGCCUUAUACCGUUCCCUGAAUGUUGUGCACAUUAAUAAAUACAGAUUUAUGUCAAAGUUUAGACAACUGUCAAUAGCACUUACAAUUUGUUGGUUGUUUCCACUAGUUUUCACUAUUCCGCCAACGUUUCGUUUAUGGGGAGGAUUCCAGUUUCAGCCGUCUAUAUUAGCAUGUACAUUCGACAAAACAAUCGAGCAGUCAAACCGUAUCGUAACUGUAACUGCUGGAUUUAUAGUACCAUGCAUUUUCAUCAUAUACUGCUACGUCAGAAUUGGCAUAGUUGCUCAAAGAAGUUUUAAAAGAAUGAGUCGAUGGAAAGGAAAUACACCACAAGGAAAAGCUUUAAGAGUUUCAGCAAUGAUGCUAUGUAUAUUUUCCAUAUUUUUUCUCGGCACAUUUCCAUAUUUCAUUUUAAAUGUCUCCGAUACAGGGUACAAAUAUCCCAUUCACCAUGUUUGGACUACAAUGCUAGGAUGGCUUCUUUAUUGCCUGAAUCCUUUUGUUUAUACACUGAUGGAUAAAAAUUUCAGACUUGCUUUCAAGAGAGUUCUUACCGGAAACUGUGAGAAGAAUCCGGCAAGGAGAUCUGGAAGCAUGUUUACUGGUGUAACCUCUACCCCAAAGAAAACAAGCGAUUGUUAGAUAACAUGAAAAGAAAGGAUUGCACUGAAAAUAAUUUUAAAGUGAAAUUUGUUUAUAUAUUUUAAGUGUGGACGGCAAAUAGUUCCCCUGUGUAUCGUCUGCUGGAAAAAAGGUCAUUGUCAUGACAUGAAACCUUAUGAAGAUACAGUUUAUAUCAUAAUAUAAAAAGUUGUUUGAAGAAAUGCAAACAAUCAUGUUGAAUAUGUACAUAAAGCAUCAUCAUGUUUCAUAUUGAAGGUUCUUGCAUAUGAAAAGCUAUUUAAUUCCUUUACGACAAUUAAAUUACAUGUUUUAUGCAAAUGCUUAACUUAUUUUUCCUGUUUAUACAUAUUUUGCAUUGUUGCUCAUGUUAACUUGUUAACUAUCAUUUUUCAUUGUCUCAGUUUUAAAAAUUAACAUUUCUUCAUCUAAUAAAAACCAUUAUAUUAACAUGUAUACAUUUUGAGAUUUAAUAUGAUACAAUCAUGUCUUAU
This is a messenger RNA of Ruditapes philippinarum (Manila clam), 1583 nucleotides long. Its product is annotated as protein trapped in endoderm-1-like. Gene Ontology annotation, biological process: G protein-coupled receptor signaling pathway. Gene Ontology annotation, molecular function: G protein-coupled receptor activity. Bases 109 to 1110 code for a protein of 333 amino acids. The transcript has a single exon. Gene Ontology annotation, cellular component: membrane. NCBI's taxonomy places the organism in Eukaryota, Metazoa, Mollusca, Bivalvia, Venerida, Veneridae. The record is from RefSeq and is a predicted model, not a curated record.